UGGUGGGGCAAUGGAGAAGCAGUAAUCUCUAGGGGUAGCAGGCGGCCUCAACGGGGAAUCCCCUGGAGGGGCAACCGGGGUAGUGCCAGGAGGCAUCAGAGGAGUCGAGGCAGGCGCCGGCUGGCCCUCCGACGUAGUUUUGUGUCAUGAUUCUGGGCGCCCCUUAUGCUCUGGGGGAAUCUUAAUUAGAAGUCUUGGUUCCAGCCGGCCCUCCGAAGUGGUAGCGGUUCACGGUUCCAGGCCCAAUCAGCAUUCUGGGAAGAUUGUGGGCCACAUCCUAGCGUCCGGCACGUGCCUUGGAGGAUUUAAUACCCCUUUUCCUGAAACCUCUGUAUCCAGGAUGUCCAGCUUUGAGUCCGAGGGGCAUGGAGUGCACAACUCGGGAUGCAGUCUGAGCUCCGGGUCAACUUGCUUGCACCCCCACAAACCCUAUGAGGAUCGGCCCCGUAGCAUCCUAAAAACCAACAGCUCCACCCUGAUGCAUAAAUCCCCCCAUGCAGAAAAGAGAAAGUCUCAGCACUGGGAUGAAAUGAAUAUCAUGGCCACCUACCACCCAGCUGACAAGGACUACGGAUCUAUGAAGGUGGAUGAGCCCAGCACUCCCUACCACAGGCUGCAGGACAGUGAUGAGAACCUGCUCGCAGGGCCUUCCCACACAGUGACUCCUGAGGCACUAGCAGAGAGGUUCUGCAAGCCUAAAUUGGAUGAGUGAGAAUCCCAUAAGAACUGAGGUCUGUUUGCUGGACCACACGGGAAGCCCACUUCUGGAUCACAGGCCAUCAAGAACUCCCUGACAGUGACAAUGACACCACUGCAGCU
Phyllostomus hastatus (greater spear-nosed bat) is the source of this 819-nucleotide messenger RNA. RefSeq names its product protein phosphatase inhibitor 2-like. The coding region runs from base 341 to 712 and encodes 123 amino acids. The transcript has 4 exons. NCBI's taxonomy places the organism in Eukaryota, Metazoa, Chordata, Mammalia, Chiroptera, Phyllostomidae. Gene Ontology annotation, biological process: regulation of signal transduction. The record is from RefSeq and is a predicted model, not a curated record. Gene Ontology annotation, molecular function: protein phosphatase inhibitor activity.